Molecule: messenger RNA, 1272 nt
Organism: Nymphaea colorata (pocket water lily)
Lineage: Eukaryota; Viridiplantae; Streptophyta; Magnoliopsida; Nymphaeales; Nymphaeaceae
Exons: 3
Coding region: 107-1159 (350 amino acids)
Source: RefSeq, a predicted model, not a curated record
AACUUCUUUUCUUCAGCAAAGUAUCAAGAAUCGUUUGGCCUUCUCCCUUCAUCUAUUCCAUAUAUCAAAAAUACGGAAGUUCCCGGCAGGCGGCAGCCGGAUUCCGAUGGCCUGGAGAAAGUUUUUCAAAAUUGGCUCCAGGAAGCCAUCGUCGGUUCAAGUUGGUGCGUUGUUUAUAGGAUGCCUUGUGAUGCUGCGGCUCUCUUACUCAGGCGAUUGGACCAGGACUGCUUUUCAUACGUUGAAGUGCAGUUUUCUUUCCUCUUCAACUCGUGGUUCUGAUAAGGAGAUAAGAGAUCCACUUGGUGCUGCACUGCAAGGAGUGGCCAUGGCGAACAAGACCCUCAUCAUCACGGGGAUAAACAAGCCGUACGCGGGGAACAACAGCAUGCUGGAGCUGUUCCUGGAGGCCUUCCGGCAAGGGGAGGACACGGAGCCCCUGAUAGACCACCUGCUGAUCGCCGCCCACGACCAGCCGGCUUUCGAGAGGUGCCAGCAGCUCCACCGCCACUGCUACAAGCUGGUCACCGACGGCGUCGACUUCGCCGGGGAGAAGCUCUUCAUGAGCGAGGAUUACCUGAAGAUGGUGUGGCGGCGGACUCUCUUCAUUGCGGACGUCCUCAAGCGUGGCUACAGCUUCAUCUACACAGAUGCUGACAUAGUGUGGUUCCGGAAUCCAUUCAAGCGAUUUACUGCAGACGAUGAUGUGCAGAUGAGCUGCGACCACUACAACGGGAGGCCCUACGACACCAACAACUCCAUCAACACCGGCUUCCAUUUCGUGAGAUCAAACAACAAGACAAUCAAGUUUUACGAUCUGUGGUAUGAGAGCCGGAAGAACUACUCAAGGAUGCACGACCAAGAUGCGCUCGCAAGGCUGAAGGAGAACGGCAUCAUCGAGCGGCUUGGCCUGAAAUUCAGGUUUCUGGAGACAGUCUACUUCGGUGGGUUCUGCGAGAAGAGCAGAGACCUGAGGAAGGUCAACACGAUGCACGCGAACUGCUGCAGGAGCAUAAGGGCAAAGUUGGCUGAUCUGAGGGCCUCAAUCGAGCAGUGGAAGAAGUACAUGGCUACCAACAACUUCAGUUCUAGUGGGUCAUGGCCGAUACACAGGAAUUGCAUUAAUUCAUGGAAAAUCAGGCCUAAUGUGACCACCUGACUUUCUGAAAAAAUAUAUCCCCUAUUGUUCACUAGUCCUAUAAAAGAUUUAUUCACAUAUGUACACCGGUGAUAUUGCAUCUUUUCUUUUAUGUAAAAAGAUAUCAAAACUAC